Chara braunii is the source of this 3185-nucleotide messenger RNA. The record is from the annotation of a GenBank genome assembly. Lineage: Eukaryota; Viridiplantae; Streptophyta; Charophyceae; Charales; Characeae.
CGUGGCAGCCGGUGGGAGGAGGACGUCGGGAUAUCGUGGAGGAGGAAUUGAGCGGUAGGGAGGGGAAGGUGAAGCCCCCUCUCCGACUGUCACAGUAGUAGCUCAAAGGGAGGACCGGCGGGAAGGGAGAGAGAUUGUGAGACGGACGGACGAGCGGGCGGAAGAUUCCCUACGCUCGCUCUCCUCCUCUCAACAUUGUUGUCGUCAUCGUCCGCGCUGUCUUCCGUCAGCACACUCACACCAGAAGUUCAGACUUCCACCUAGUACCUACCCCCCCCAAGCCGACACCCCCGUACCUACCUUCUCCUCUUUCUUCCCCCCUCUCUCCUUACCCUACCCCCCUCUCAAGCACCUCUUUUGGUGCUUCACUGCUUCUUCUUUCUCGUCGAACCGACGAGUGCAAAUCGCAUCGCUUUAGUAACGUCUGACUAUCACACACACACACACACACACACACACACACACACACACACACACAGAGAGAGAGAGAGAGAGAGAGAGAGAGAGAGAGAGAGAGAGAGAGAGNAGAGAGAGAGAGAGAGAGAGAGAGAGAGAGAGAGAGAGAGAGAGAGAGAGAGAGAGAGAGAGAGAGAGAGAGAGAGCAACGUGAUGAGCAUGGCGGCAUCUUGCGUUGCUGGAUCCGGUUCCGUGCGCGCUGUCGCACAGCAGAGUGUGACGGCGUCGUCGUCCUCGUCCGCAACAGCGAUGGCGACUGCUACUGCUAAGGGCGAUUGUCUCUCUCCCUCGGUCUUUUGCGCCAAGCUGAACGCUUGUCAGAAUCAGCAGCAGCAACAGCCGCUACAGGGGUCUUUGUCCGCCGCUCGCCACGUGUCGGCCUUUCGUUCCAAAUCGACUGCCAAUGGCUUCGCAGUACAGCUGACCGUCCCAGGCACGAUUGACAGCAGAAGACCUCUUACUCAGAGGCGAUGGCCGUCUUCAUCGUCGAUGAUGAUUCCAGUGAAAGCGACGACGGACAACGUGGAGGCGGCGGAGGUUGAAGCCGCUGCAACGUCGACCUCGGGCGGCGAUGGCGGCGAGGAGGAGUGCAACGAUGCCAGCUGUGCUCCUGAGAAGGAGGUAGGUAAGGUGAGCCUGUCCUGGGAAGCCCAAGAGAAGACGAAAGUCACGGGUACCUUUCCGCCCAUGUCGAAGCCGUCAGCAGCUGCCUCCUCCUCCUCCUCUCUUCCUCCUCCUCCUCCCGCUCCCAGUGCCCGAGUCUGGACAGGCUACGUUGAAAAGGACACAGCUGGUCAGACCAACAUCUACUCAGUGGAGCCGACUGUCUACGUGUCCGACCAACCCAUGAGCAGCACAACUCUCUCCGCUGGCAUCGGAGGCCUUCUAGCGCUUCUGGGCGUGUGCGGCGCGCUUCUCUUCGUGGCUACGAGCAAGCCACCACCUACGGUGGAACCGACCUCGACGGCUCCAGUCGAGCGGCUGGACAAAGGUUCUGGCAGGUCGGAGGUGAAGAGGGCCAGAGCACUGGGGUUGAAUCUUCCAGAGGAUUUCCCAGAGGCAGCUCCUGAACCAGUAUCAGCAACCCCAUCCUCUUCUGAGCCCGAAGCUGCCGACCUCGAGGCAGAAGCGCCUGCCGAAGCUGCCGACCUCGCUGCUCCUGUAUCUGAGUCUUCCUAAGGGAAGCACACAGGCACUGUAACUCGCAGACGAAGCUAUAGUAGUGCUACCGUAACGGUGGUUCGUAUGCAGGUUAAGGUGUACGUCGGGGGGGGGAGCUUACAACUUAGGCUCAUCGUUUUGCCAAAGAGUGAAGUGAGGCGAAGUGUAUAACCUGAGGGCCGAGGCAGGCUGAGUGAGGCUCGGAUGGUUGGUACUCAGAAGAAAGACCGGGGAGGAGAGGGGGGGAGGAGAAGGGGGGGGGAACCUGAGUAGGCGAGGGUGUUUCUCGUACUACUCAGAAGAACUGAGGUUCGAACUUGGUGAACUUCGAAUACAUCCAGAUCCGUCCGCAGGCAGUGGGGGGGGAUAACUUAGCCCCGGGAGGGAGGGGGGUGGGGGUGUCGAGGAGAACAGCCGGUCCGGGAGCGGGUGGCUGGCAGCCUGGCACCCCUCUGCUCGAAGCUCUAGCGCAGCCGAGCGGAAUGGCGGGAAUGGUGGGAUCUAUAUUUGGGCUCGGCGCGGAGUAGUGGAGACACCAGUGCAUACGCGCACGCACAAACCCGAGUCUUGCCUCGUCAGCGGAGGAGACGCCAGUAGAUGUACUCACCCGGCUCGGCGCGCAAUGGAGACACCGGUACUACCGCAAGCGUCGAACAAUGUUGAUGAGGAUUAGGAUUAUGAAGUGGACACAGCAAGUGCUGCGGCCACGUCAGCGCCACGUCAGCCGUACGUCGGUGGACGGGGUCGGUCUUCAUCUUUGUUUGAUUGACAGUUGUGCGUGCGCCUCUCAGGAGCUUGUGAGUAGCCAGGCAGGGAUGUAGCCAAGCAAGGAAACGGAUGGAUAGCUGGCUAACUGGUUGGCUAUCCGGCUGACUAACCGGCUGGCUAACUGGCUGGCUAACCGGCUGGCUGACCGGCUGGCUAGCCGGCUGUAGCCAGGCAGGGAAACGGAUGGAUAGCUGGCUAACUGCCUGGCUAUUUAUGUCUCCCUAUGCCCGGCGGAGCUGGCUAUCCGGCUAUUCGUGUAGCUCAUUGUGAGGGAUACUGGCUAACUUGAGGACACAUUCAACACCCUGGACAGAACUCAGUCUGUGGUGUGCGGCGGGUUAGCCCCGAAAGCAACAGUACUGUAGUUGGACCUUCCCAGGGAUGAUGCACAGUGGCGAGAUGGUUGGGGUGGACCCGGGUGGUUGCUGCUAAUUGCUAAUUAAACCCCUCGAUGUUACGAAAUUGCAAUUCGGGGAUUGAGAGUAGUAUGACCUGCCCCACCCGAAUUCCGGCCGUGUGAUUCGCAGAUCACGCGCCGCAAUUCAAGCUGUGGGGAUUAGUCGCAGGUUCGAGGCCUCACAUUGUACGACCACGUUGCCGUUGUCGAAAGGAGUAAUAUGGGAAGGAGGAAGCAAAGGGGGGGGAGUGAGUGAUGGCGAUUUGUAGAGAAGGGAAGCUACUGUAAGAUUAGGGAGUUGAGUAUCGUGAAAGGAAUUGUAUAGAGGAGGUACUAUAUGAAAUGUGUUGCAUUUACGAGGAGUGGAACGGACGAGGCGCACUUGUCCACGCAAGCCACAGUC